Messenger RNA from Orbicella faveolata, 4984 nucleotides. Its product is annotated as ephrin type-B receptor 1-B-like. The record is from RefSeq and is a predicted model, not a curated record. Gene Ontology annotation, biological process: axon guidance; ephrin receptor signaling pathway; protein phosphorylation. Lineage: Eukaryota; Metazoa; Cnidaria; Anthozoa; Scleractinia; Merulinidae. Gene Ontology annotation, cellular component: dendrite; plasma membrane. Gene Ontology annotation, molecular function: ATP binding; transmembrane-ephrin receptor activity; protein binding.
UGGAUACCUGUAAAUUGGACACCCACAUGAUGGCACACUGGUUAUGUGACAAAUAGGCACUCAGAGAACCAAUCACAAUUGAGAAUUUUGUUAUAGAUCCGAUUAUUAUAAUUAUUAUUGUAACAGUUGUUGUUGCUACUUGGGUACAUGUAUACUUUUUGGCUGCAUUUCUUCUUGUCUUUUGGUGCCAUGGAUGAAGAUUUUCAUGUGAUGCUGACCCUGAGGCUGUUGUGUGGGGAUCAGGCAAUAGCCUCAUUAAAUUCAGAACACAGUCAUCAGGCUGAAAGCUAGGAUUCAUCCAAUCAAUGAGAUCUGAUUCUGAUCCCCAUUGACUAUCGUUAACAUCUUACAACUGUGACAUCACUUUGAAUAUGCUGUUGACCUUGUAGAAAAUGGAAAACUACAAUGUGGUUUUUAAGUUGUACAUGUAGGAUUGUAUUCAUUUGAAAGUAAGAAAAGACUCCAUAAACAAAAUAUAUUUUUAAGUUGCUGAUGUGUCUUUUAAUCUCUUCUUUUAGUGGUCAACCUUUCCCUCUGACAGUGGAACAUUUAGAUAUACUGUCUGUGACAUUGGUGUACAACAGCCAAGCAACUGGAUAUGGAGUUAUGGCAUUGAUCACAACAAACUUAAAAGAAUUGAUAUUGCAAUCAACUACUCAAUGAAACGAUGUGCAUUGUAUGACGAUGCUAAUGUAAGAAAAUUCUGCUCUGAAAGGUUUGAUGUUUAUGGUUAUCAGUCAAAUCAGGAACCAAAUAAUUCAUAUUCUGAUCCAAGAAAUGGACACUACAGCAAAAUGGAAACAAUUUCAUUACCAAGUAAUUCAUCUAACCAGUCUGUCAGUGUACAAAACAUUGCAGAGAUGUCCCUUUUCAUCAAGGAAAGAACUUCAAAAGUCUUCCUUGCUAUUCAUGACCAAGGAGCUUGUCUUGUGGUAAACUCCAUUGUGGUGACAUAUAAUGUUUGUCCAAGGAAGACUUUACCUGAUAGUCUUGUAUUGUUGCCUCAGACAAUUGCUCCAGUUAAUGAAUCUAAAAUUGUAAAAGUUAUGGGUAAAUGUGCAGCCAAUUCAGAACCUACCGCACCAGAAUUGGGUGCCAACUGUGGUAGCAGUGGAGAGUGGGUCAGAGGAGAUGUUUCUACAGGUGAAUGUCUUUGUAUAGCUGGAUGGGAGAAAGUUGCUUCUGAAUGCCAAGUGUGUGCACUUGGCUAUUUCAAAGACAAGCUUGGAAACGUUAAAUGUUCCAAAUGUCCAGAACAUAGCGUCGCGGGCACAGGCAGGAAAAGUUGUAAAUGCAAGCGAGGAUUUUUUCGAGCGACGUGGGAACGUUUUUCAGAUAAUUGCACAGGUAUUCCUUCUGCGCCAAGACAUUUACGAAAGUUGGACUUUAAUCAGACAACAGUGAGCCUAUCUUGGUCGCAACCUCGUCACCUCGGUGGCCGAAAUGAUUUAUUUUAUGAGAUCGAAUGCAAGAUCGUGUGUCGGGAAGACGAAUUAAGCUGCAGUCAAGACUGUGGAACACAAGUACUCUUUCUACCCAGACAAGGAAACUUUUCGCAAACCAAAGCGACUGUAACCAACUUGUUUCCACGAACGGGGUACAUAUUCAAGAUAUACGCAAAAAAUGGUGUCAGUGCAGUAGCAGAGAAAGACGGAUACUCUUCCAAGUUUGCGACAUCAGAAGUCACUACGUUGGAAUCAGCUCCUGAAAAACCCGAGGUAACAAUAAGGAGAACUGAUAGCACCUCUGUGAUUGUAUCAUGGACUCUAAACAAUGGCAAUGAAGGCAUCCAUUACUACCUUGUGACAUACCGUAAAUUAUCAGAUGGCUCAGAUGAGCACACAAUCAACACAACUCAAACUAAAAUCGAAAUAACUGGACUUGAACCUGGUGUUGAGUACGAAUUCGAGGUUGUUGCAAAGAACAGCAUGGGAUUUGGCCCGAAAAGUGAAGAAGCCAAAACGCAAGGCAAAAAAAUAGUCUCAAAAUUUGAUGACAAGAAGAAGCUUUGGCUUUUGAUUGCUGUGGCCGCAGGAGGCACCAUCUUCAUUCUGGUUAUCAUUGUUAUUAUCACAGUGGUUAUUUCAAAACGGAGGAAAUUCCGGAAACGAGCUACCACAUUUGAAGCAACUGAGCUUUUUGCUAAUCAUGGACUGAGUCAGUACGUUGAUCCCAGUAACUAUGGUGAUCCGAUGGAAGCUGUCAAGACGUUCGCUGCUGAGAUUGACAGAUGUCAUAUCAAGUUAGAGUGUGCCGUUGGUGGAGGCGAGUUUGCUGAAGUUUUCAAGGGAUUAUUUGAAGACUCUAUUGUUGCAGUGAAAAUUUUAAAGCAAGGUGCUACAUCCAAGACUAGAGAUGACUUCAUUUCUGAGGCCUCCAUUAUGGGUCAGUUUAAGCACCCAAAUGUCAUCCAGUUGAUAGGCGUCAUAACAGUCAGUCGACCCAUGAUGAUUAUAACAGAGUUUAUGGAUGGUGGAUCACUAGAUACGUUUCUCAAGAAUCACGAAGACAAACUCACAACCCUACAGCUUAUUGGCAUGAUCCGUGGAGUUGCAUCAGGGAUGGUGUACCUUUCAGCUAUUAAUUUUGUGCAUAGGGACCUUGCUGCUCGAAAUGUUUUGGUUGGCGAGAACAUGGUUUGUAAAGUAUCAGACUUUGGACUGUCAAGAGAGUUGGAAGAUAAUCCUGAUUCCGAGUAUCAGACUCAGGGCGGUAAAAUUCCAAUUCGAUGGACAGCGCCCGAAGCGAUAAGGUACCGGAAAUUUAGUUCAGCAAGUGAUGUUUGGAGCUUUGGAAUAGUGAUGUGGGAGACCAUGGCAUUUGGUGAGAGGCCAUAUUGGAACUGGAGUAACUUUGAGGUCAUGGACAGAGUGGAGGGAGGCUACAGGCUGCCAGCACCUGUGAAAUGCCCGAAAAUUCUGCAUACAAUUAUGAUGGAUUGCUGGGACAAAGACAGGUCCAAUCGACCGAAGUUUGAAGAAAUUGUGAAGCGGUUGGAUGAGCUUAUCCGCACGCCGGAAAUGUUAAAUGACAGUCUAGUUUGCUAUACAAGCGCCGUUUCAGCGGACUUCACCAAACUUAGUACGAUCAACGAGUGGUUAGGCAGUAUUCAUAUGGGACAGUAUGCCGCGAACUUCAAGACUGCAGGCUUCAAGGACUUAACACAAGUAACAUGCCUAAAAGACAACGAUCUCAAAGAGAUCGGGGUUACCCUGAUAGGUCACAGGAACAAGAUAUACAAAAGCAUCAAGUCCAUGAGAAAACAUUUCGAUAACAUGCCUGAAGCGGUGUAAGACAGUAAAAGAUGGAGUCAAUAUUAAGUCAGACGGGAUAAAUAUUACUUCAUUAAAUGGGAACCAAAGAAUGGUUUUUCGGGAAAAGGCGGAGAGGCUCAAAAGGGAAAGUCUGUGCUGCUUUCUGAGCCAAGAUCAACAGUGAGAAUGGAUGGAGGACUAAGGAGCGUCGUAAGAUCUAAUUUUGUAAAUGGUUUAAGUUCACUGGAGAACUGUUAUGGUCACAUUAUGGUAAAGCAUUUCAAUCAACCUUUGUGCCAACAGUUAGGUUGUGUUUUAACUUGGAAACACCGAAAAAAUGUAAUUUAUUUUAUUACGAUCUUAAGGAGUGGAUAUGUCAUUCCCUUUAUUUUAAUUUUUCCUUUUUAAUUUGUUUUCGCUUUUAUUUAUGAGAACGAAACGUGAAAUCGAAUAGAGAGGCAGUAUUGAAAGCAUGUACUUUAAAGUAAAGAUUUCAAAGAUAAGUUGUUCAUUAUACGUUAAAUAUCUAAACUUAUUUAGUUUCCUGAACUGCAUUCCAGUGAUAACGACUUUGUUUCUCUUUAAGUUAUAAUUUGGAUUUAUUUAAACUUGUUGUUGGAAAGAGGUCGACCUUUUUAAUUUAUAGAGGUGUCUUCGGCCCUACCCUUUAGGGAGAUUUAAAGGGAUAUUUUCCCCAGAGGUAGACUGAAUGAGGGAGGUGUUGUUUCUGCAAGCAGUUCAGCAGAAGCUUGAAGUUUAAAAGCAGUUGCUAAUUUCUUGAUGACAAAUUAUUAUUCCCUGGUCUCGGUCAAUUUCAUUUGUGCUGUUAAGUCUGCUGUGUGACACCCCUCCCUUACCUAUAAGGGGGAAAUAAAGAGCUAUCGUAGGACUCUCUACAGUCUCCUCCCUUGCCCGGUGUCCCCCUCCGGGGAUGGCCACCAAUGGUAAGUGCACUGCAGCUAUUUCGAGAAAGCCUUUGAACAGGACAAUGCCGCAAGGUAGCCUGGGACGGGUUGUUUCUUUUUUGUUUUUCGUUGUUAACCGGACAUUGAAAUUAUUGUCGAGUCUUUUUACUCUUGACAUAAGUGGCUAUUGUCCAGGGAAGGGGGGCGGGCGGAGUUAAAUGAUAGACUUUGUUGAAGACGACAUCUGUUGUAUAUGAAGGGCUGGAUCAUCCGCAGAUGACUAUAUUUAGAUCAUAAACGCUAGGCGGAGAGAUUCAACUUUAUGGGGGGUAUGGGUUGGGAGAUCUUUGCUCUGUUAAACAGGCGUGUUUAUACGGCCAAGCCGAAUUGCUGUGUUCCAUUACAACAGAGUAGAACACUUGUACUAUAGCCCUUUUUGUGUUAUUUAAGAAGUUUGUUUAUCUAUACGCGUUUUGAAAACCCGAAAUUUCGAAAUAACGAUUCAAAAUCUUCCAGCUGAAAAUAGUUAUAGUUAUUUUACUGAGUAAGUAGACUUGUGUUUAAAGUACAUUAAGUAUAUUUUAUGCUGAAAGAAUUUACGAGCACCAUGUUUCAGCUUCUUUGCUGAUAGUUUUCUUGUCUGCUGUUUUGUUUUCAGAACAGUAUUUCAUACACGUUUGUAAUCAAACUUAACUGAGAUAAGAAUUGUAGCUGCGACACAUUAGAUAAGCUACUUAAACCUCGAUUGGUAUUUACAGUAUUUUACUGUGAGUAUAUAAAUUAUUAAAGAUUUUUAUAAAGUAGUCUUGAUACUUUCAUCGACAA